UCUUCAGGUGCAGACUGCUGUGGACGAGGCAUUAUAUUGCGGUCGCUUAUUGUUGCGAUCAAAACGUCGUGAUCUAUUGUUCUACCUACGUGACUUUACCGAAAGCACCAAAGAGUAUGCAGUGUGGUUGUUGAACAAAUAUCAAUAAGAGACGAAACAGUCUAAAAGACUCAGUCCUUAUAAUGGAUUGAGGAAUAUCCGAGUGGAGAUGAUGCCCUGUGAAUGUGGAGCCUCCCUCUCGCCCUGCGAGGCGCGCGCUUCUUUCUGAGUUAUAAUUCUCCGAGGUAAUGUCCACACACCCCACCCGCAAGGUGUGCCACCCUCCCCCCAAGGUGUGGCCCCUCCCCUGCGGGACCCGGUCGGGUGAGAUUCCUUCCCAAUCUCCCGCCGCGCUGCGCGCGCCACUAUCCCACUCGUCGCCUUGCGCAACCGCGGCUGCUGCUACCGCCUCCCUCCCUUGAGUAGUAAAGUCCGUGCCCUCAGAGCCCCUUCGCCUGGCCAGCGCGAUAGCUGCUGUCUACCCAGUCUUUUCCGUGUUCUCCCCCUCCCCCGUGUCCUCCCGCUCCCCGUCUCCCCCCACCUAUCCUGGUGUCUCGUCCUCCCCUCCUGGUGUCUCGUCUCACCCCAUGCACGUUGCCGCCAUGGGCCCCGCGCUCCUCUCGCUGCUGUCGGCGGUCGCAUUCCGCGCGUUGGGCCCGGCUCUGGGUCCCGUGGCGCCUCCGCCCGCGGUACUCCGCGGGGACGCGACACGGCUGUGGCGCUGGCAGAACCUGCGCGUGUCCAUGGCCCACGCGCUCAUCGCGGGGCCCUCCGCCCUCGGCUGCUUGAUUUUCUUUCCUGAGGUGUUGACUGACCUUACCAGCUAUACUCUGCCAAUGAACGUGCUCCUAGCCAUCUCCACAGGCUAUUUCUUGCAGGACACACUGGAUAUUGUUUGGAGUGGUCAGGUGAAGGCUUCAUGGGAGUUUCUAUUUCACCAUGCGCUGGUGUUGUCGUGUUUCGGGUACUCGCUGCUGACCCGACAGUACGUCGCUGGGACCACAGUGGCCCUGCUUGUAGAAGUGAACAGCGUGUUUCUGCACGCGCGUCUGCUCAUGAAGCUGGCAGGAGCCAACGCAGGCUGCAGUCGGGCCUAUCGACUCAACCGAUACCUUAACGCAUUCACAUAUGUAAUUUUUCGUCUCGGUGCACAGGCCUACCUAACUGCCUAUGUUAUUGUACAAUGGCAGCUCUUGAUGCAUCCACUUUUCUUCUGUAUAGUAUUGAACCUCAUGAAUAUUAUCAUGCUCAUCUACUUCUAUCGAUUGCUGCUCACAGAUUUUUGUCCCAGGUUAAAACAAUGCAAUAACAAUAAAUUUGUUUCAGAUUGAGCUUUUCCUGAAUGAAGCAAUGGUUUGGUUGAGUGGUUAACAGACAUGUCCAGUUUGUCAGGUUAAUUCCCAUGUGGGUUUUCAUUUUUUGUAUGCUCUUGAUGUUUGCGAAUUUGUAGUUAUAUUUUUAACACCUUAAAAGUAAUUAAAUAUUUUUUUGUAAGACAAAA
Molecule: messenger RNA, 1540 nt
Organism: Petromyzon marinus (sea lamprey)
Lineage: Eukaryota; Metazoa; Chordata; Hyperoartia; Petromyzontiformes; Petromyzontidae
Gene: TLCD1
Product: TLC domain containing 1
Biological process (GO): membrane assembly; regulation of membrane lipid distribution; phospholipid homeostasis
Cellular component (GO): plasma membrane
Source: RefSeq, a predicted model, not a curated record